Molecule: messenger RNA, 1926 nt
Organism: Phycodurus eques (leafy seadragon)
Lineage: Eukaryota; Metazoa; Chordata; Actinopteri; Syngnathiformes; Syngnathidae
Gene: irx5a
Product: iroquois homeobox 5a
Exons: 3
Coding region: 351-1763 (470 amino acids)
Biological process (GO): cell development; neuron differentiation; regulation of transcription by RNA polymerase II
Cellular component (GO): nucleus
Molecular function (GO): DNA-binding transcription factor activity, RNA polymerase II-specific; RNA polymerase II cis-regulatory region sequence-specific DNA binding
Source: RefSeq, a predicted model, not a curated record
AGGAGCGUGCUGUUCAGCGAAGUAGACUCCUCAAUUUCCAACUUAGCAUCUUGGCAUACGCGACUAGAUUUUCCCAUGCAGGGCAGGCGAAGCCCCCCGAAAAAGUCUGCUUGACGGCCGAAGGCAGAAUAGGCACCAAAAGACCGGGGCUGCAACUUUCAUGACAAAAAAAAACAACUGGAGAAAGGGAGAAUUUUUUUUUUUUCGGGGGGGGGGGGAGGAGGAGGAGGCAGCAGGUCUCCGCACACGGCUGUCUCUAUGCGCCCAUGAGAGGCUGAGGAGGGGAAAACAAGGCAGGGGAAAAAAGCAAAAAAAAGUGGAGGGGAGACAGUGUUCAAGUUGCCGCAGCUAUGGCGUACCCUCAGGGCUACUUGUACCAGCCGUCCGCCUCCCUGGCCCUCUAUUCGUGCCCGGCAGCCUACGGCACAAGCGUCAUCUCGGGACCCAGAACGGAGGAGCUCGGCCGCUCGUCGUCCGGCUCGGCGUUCGCACCCUACGCCGGAUCCACCACCGCCUCCACGGCGGCCGCCGCCGCCGCCGCAGCCGCAGCGGCGGCCGCCUUUAGCGGCGCCUCGCCCGGCUACAACUCGCACCACUUGCCGUACGGAGCCGACGCGGCGGCGGCGGCGGCGGCGGCGGCCACCUUCACCUCGUACGUGAGCUCCCCCUACGACCACUCCACGGGCAUGGCCGGCUCCAUCGGGUACCACCCGUACGCGGCGCCCCUGGGCUCGUACCCGUACGGCGACCCGGCCUACCGCAAGAACGCCACGCGCGACGCCACCGCUACGCUCAAGGCCUGGUUGAACGAGCACCGCAAGAACCCGUACCCGACCAAGGGCGAGAAGAUCAUGCUGGCCAUCAUCACCAAGAUGACCCUGACCCAGGUCUCCACCUGGUUCGCCAACGCCCGCAGGAGGCUCAAGAAGGAGAACAAGAUGACGUGGACGCCGCGCAACCGCAGCGAGGACGAGGAGGAGGACGAGAACAUCGACCUGGAGAAGAAUGAUGAUGACGACGUCACCUCCAAUAAUAACAACUUCAAACCCACCGGAGACAAGACUCAAGAAUCAUCGGAUACUGAAGCAGAUGCCAAAGCGCUGCAGACAGUGGACGUGGGCUGCGAACGCUACAAGGAGGACCUCCUGCACCCCAAGGACGCGGACCCCCUCCUGAGCGACUCCGAGUCCAAAGACCCGGAGGACUCGCAGGAGCGGACUACGGACUUGUUGUUGGAUUCUUCUUCCUCCUCUUCAGCCUGCGGCGGCGGCGGCAGCAAGCCCACCACGUCGUGCCCACGCGCGGCGGGGGCUCCGUCGUCCGACGUGAGCCACGCGCCCACCUCCGUCAUCCACUCGCCCCCUUCGGCCCCCAAGCCCAAACUGUGGUCUCUGGCGGAGAUCGCCACCUCGUCGGACCGGUGCAAAAGCGGCGCGGAGACGCAGCAACUCCAGCGGGGCGAGCAGCAGCCUUGCAGCUCCCCAUCCCGGUCCUCCCCCGGCGUGCUCUCGCGGCCCCUUUAUUACGCGUCGCACUUCUACCCGGGCUACUCGAACUACCACGGUGCCACUUUCGGACACCUCCACGGCUCCGGCCCCAGCAGCACGCCCUCCUCCGCGGCGCACUUCAAUGGAUUAAACCAGACGGUGUUAACUAGAGCCGAGGCUUUGGUGAGGGAGAGCCACAGAGUGAGGGGCCAAACGCAGGUAGAGCUUUGUAAAGACCCCUCUUACGAACUCAAGAAAGGUAUGUCAAACAUUUAACAGCUGCAACAACAACAACAACAAAAAACAUGGACUUCUUUUUAAAUUAUUUGGAGAGAAAACAAAUCCAGCAUCUGAACAUUAUAUUCGCCCCCAUUCAUUGGAGGAAAAAAAAAUGUUUAGUUUCUCAACGAGUGUAAACGAGAAUGGUCUUAAAGGCUGC